This is a messenger RNA of Australozyma saopauloensis, 2541 nucleotides long. It is a transcript of the gene CTF1, whose product is annotated as Ctf1p. The record is from RefSeq and is a predicted model, not a curated record. The coding region runs from base 1 to 2541 and encodes 846 amino acids. Gene Ontology annotation, molecular function: DNA binding; DNA-binding transcription factor activity, RNA polymerase II-specific; zinc ion binding. The transcript has a single exon. NCBI's taxonomy places the organism in Eukaryota, Fungi, Ascomycota, Pichiomycetes, Serinales, Metschnikowiaceae. Gene Ontology annotation, biological process: regulation of DNA-templated transcription; DNA-templated transcription.
AUGAAAAGUGAUAGUGAACAAGAUGACAAACAAUCGUCAAAACCAAAGACUUACACCAUAAAGUAUAAAAGGCCGAGGGGCUCGCGCGCAUGUACGGUCUGCCGUGCCAGAAAAGUUCGAUGCGAUGCGGAAAUACACAUCCCUUGCACCAAUUGCAUCACUUUUGGCUGCGAAUGCUUGCUUCCAGAAACAAAGAAGAGAAGCUCUGGUCGUGUGUCUAUGCGCAAGGGGAGUCCACAGGCUCCAGAGCCUCCGCUGGGAAUGAGUGGUGCGGCUGGGGCCAGCACUCAUGAUGCUGGUGCUCGAGCUUCGAUAGCUGAAGCUACAGGGUAUGCGGCUCAUUUGAACAUGGGAGUCAAUCUGGGCUCGCUGACGCUGGAGCCAAUCCAUAACAUCUCGCAGGUGUCGGUGCCGCCUUCCUUGACGUCUGACUACAAAAAUAGGCCGUCCAUGCACAAGCGCGAGAUGCUCGCCAGUUCUGCGCGCACUUCGGUCACAUUCUUGGGCCUGUCCAGCAUUAGCGUUAUGGCCCUGAAGGUCGGCCAAAACCAUUUGGAGCUAGCGCUGGAUUUGUAUGAUGUUUCAGAUAGCCUGAACUCCGACUCGGUCGAGCUUGAGAUCCUCAAGCUACGAGGCGCGUUCCUUCUUCCGGGAAAGGAACUCGCCCUCGACUUGAUAGAGCUGUAUUUCAAACAUGUGCAUCCAUUGAUGCCCGUAAUUAAUCGAACCGAGUUCAUGGCCAAAUUUGAAGACCCUAACGACUCGCCUCCCUUGAUGCUUUUGCAAGCAGUCCUCCUAUGUGGCUCGAGAGUCUCCGAUAAUCCAUUGUUGUUCGACAGCAAGGGGCUGAGUAAUCUAGCCUCGCUUACGUUUUUUAGACGUGCAAAAGCGCUAUACGAGACAAACUAUGAGAGUGACCCAAUUUCAAUUAUCCAGACUUGCAUCUUAAUUGGCUCCUUCUGGGAAGGUCCUGAAGAUGUCACGAGAAACUCAUACUAUUGGACCAGAGUUGCGAUUGGCUUGGCACAAGGCUUUGGCUUCCAUAGAGAUGUGAGCGCUUCGUCUCUUGUGAGUAGUACGAACAAGAAGAUAUGGCGGAGAAUCUGGUGGUGUCUAUUUGAAAAAGACCGCAACGUCUCGAUCGCCUUUGGUCGUCCGCUUGAAAUUGACUUGACUGAUUGCGAUGUUCCUAUGCUUCUGCUUGACGACUUUGACGAAAGUGAUCCAGAAACUGGUCUUGUGUCGCCCUAUCCUGUGGACGAAACACAAGCGCUUUACUUCAUUCACUUGGUCAAAUUGGCCGAAAUCACCGGUGUCAUCAUCAAACAUCAGUAUACUGUGAAAGCAGAGCAACGCAAACGUGUCAACAAAUUCUCUGUUAUUCAGCGCUGUGAUAUGCUUAUGGGUAUAUGGUUUGCCAACCUCCCGCCUCAGCUACAAUUCUCACUCACAGAUUCUUCGAAGCAAAAUUUCUAUGGUUGUCUUCUAAAUGCUCAGUACUAUAAUCGGUUGUAUCUUAUUCACAGAGCCAAUUUGUUGCGGAUGGCCAGAUCUUCCUCUUCAAACCCCAACAAUUACAAGUAUCCAUCAUGGGGUAUCUCUUUCCAAGCAGCACGAAUGAUAUCGAUCAUCUCCAAAAUACUCUUAGAUAAAGGAAUGGUGCAAUAUUGUCCUGUCAUGUUUGUCUACAUCUUAUUCAGUUCCCUUAUCAUGCUCAUUUAUCAUGUUGACUCGAGCAACUCUGCUAUUGCAAGCACUGCCUCGGACUCUUUGUUUAUAUCUAGGGGCGUUCUUAAAGAGUUGAGCCGCUACUGGCCUAUAGUCGAUGUCUUGCUAAGGCUCUUCGACAAAUACGCCAAUGAUAAAAUCAAGAGGGCACAUAUGAUUGAGAAGGGAGAAAUAAUUGCACACAUGGAGGAUUCGAAGGAGGGAAGAGCGGCUACAACAGGACUCACUGUACCUACUAGUCCUGGAGGGGCAGAUGAAGAUGAGCAAGAACCGUGCCAUACUUCUGGAGCUCUUGGAGGUCAAGAUGGCACGCUUAAUCAUUCCAAUGGAUCUCACCAAUUAAAUGUAGAUAGCCAAAACUUCGAAGGGGGUGAUGCAGGCGAUCAGGGAAGUUUAUUUGAUCGAAAGUCGACACCAUUGGGCAUACCUGGUGCCACUAAUCAGAUGUCAAACAGCGAAAACACUCCUUCUUCUGUGCAAUCAUUCCCGGAUAUCUCCUUGGUGACUGAGGCAUAUCAGCCAAACAUGUCCUUCGUGGAAAACUUCCAGCCUACUCAAUUGUUCCCGAUGCAACUCAACAGUCAGAAUGCGUCUGCCGCGCAGUCGCCAGCUCCGGGCAAUUUCAAAGUCAAGUUAGAGGGCGAGUACAAUGACAGUACGCCAUUCAGAAGUUUGGCCGGGUCCACUACGAACCUUAAUGAGCACAGUGACCUUCUCACGAACUUCGUUGACAACAGCUAUCUCAACAUGAAUUUGCAGACCAACGCGGAUGCAGAAGGUUUAUUUGGCGAAGAUAUGGGCAUGUUUUAUUAG